This is a messenger RNA of Solanum dulcamara, 918 nucleotides long. RefSeq names its product NAD(P)H-quinone oxidoreductase subunit T, chloroplastic. The transcript has 2 exons. The record is from RefSeq and is a predicted model, not a curated record. Lineage: Eukaryota; Viridiplantae; Streptophyta; Magnoliopsida; Solanales; Solanaceae. Bases 109 to 858 code for a protein of 249 amino acids.
AACAAAAUGUUUUAAGUUAUUUCCUCAGCCACACAGAAAGACAAGGUGGUGAGAAGCCCCCUCACUCUAGACUACUCAAUUCAGCCACAAACAACUUUCUAAAAUUACAUGGCCUCAGCAACAGCUCCACCAGCUCCAUUCACCUUCCUUUCCAGGAACCAAAACACUGAGCGUAGAACAUACAGACGAUGGUUGACAGUAAAACAAAGAAGUCGCAGUGUUGGCUUCCAGGUUUAUGCAGCCCAAGAAGUCCCUAGUGGGCGACAACGUGCUCCUCCUGGUGUUGACACAAGAAUUCACUGGGAAAACGAAGAUGAAGGAUGGAUAGGAGAAAGUAAAUCACAGUCAGCACAAGAACGAAUCAAAACAGACGAAAAAAAUCUCCUUGAUGAAAAAUUCUCUGACCUGCUCAACAGUUCAGCUAAUUCUCAUUACCAGUUCUUGGGAGUAUCUGCAACAGCUGAUCUGGAGGAAAUUAAAGCUGCUUAUAGGAGGCUAUCAAAGGAGUAUCAUCCAGACACAACUAACCUUCCCAUAAGAGCAGCAUCAGAGAAAUUCAUGAAACUAAGAGAAAUUUAUGAUGUCCUGAGUGAUGAGGAACAACGUCGAUUCUAUGAUUGGACACUAGCUCAGGAGGCAGCAAGUCGGGAAGCAGAGAAAAUGAGAAUGAGGCUGCAAGAUCCACGCAUGCUAGAAGUAGAAAAGUGGGAAUCUGUCCCAGACAUGGUGGAUCGACUUGGUGGAAGGAACAUGGAACUCAGUGAUCAGGCAAAAACUGCCCUCACAUUCGAUAUCUUGAUUAUUAUCUUUUCGUUUUGUUGCAUUAUAUAUGCAGUAUUCUUCAAAGAACAGUAUUAACAGGAACAACUAUCCAGACAAUUGCUUAAUGCAUUAUACAACAACAUUCUUUACAGUCAA